CUAAGAAAAGCUGCAGAAUAGUGAGGGGGGAAAAGUGCAAAUGCAAGGCGCUAGCGAAGAUCUCUGUUACCACCCGUUCCAUGAGGCGCAGCAGAUAGGCUUGUGGUUGAGUUUUCCGCUGUUCUGAGUGGUCGUCAUUAUCAAUCAUUAUCAUCGUCAUUAUAAUCAUCAUCGGUCAUCGUCAUUAGCCAGCCGUCAGCCAGCCAGCCAGCCUUGAGGUGACUCUGCCGCAUUAGCUUCCUCUCGAUCUCGAUCUCUUGGAAUUCCAUCGCACACCCACACAGUUCAGUCAUGUCAUCGACCGCCGGCAAGCGCAAGGAGAUCUACAAAUAUCUCGCACCAUGGCCGCUGUACUCCAUGAACUGGAGCGUCCGGCCGGACAAACGUUUCCGGCUCGCCCUGGGCAGCUUCAUUGAGGAGUACAACAACAAGGUGCAGAUCAUCAGCCUGGACGAGGACACCAGCGAAUUUAGUGCCAAGAGCACCUUUGACCAUCCAUAUCCAACGACCAAGAUCAUGUGGAUACCCGACUCCAAGGGCGUCUAUCCUGACCUGCUGGCCACCAGUGGCGAUUAUUUGCGCGUGUGGCGUGCCGGCGAACCGGACACACGGCUGGAGUGUGUGCUAAAUAACAACAAGAACAGCGACUUUUGCGCACCGCUCACCUCGUUCGAUUGGAAUGAGGUGGACCCGAAUCUGGUGGGCACCUCCUCGAUCGAUACCACCUGCACCAUAUGGGGCUUGGAGACAGGACAGCCGCAUGCCCGGGUCUAUGUGGCGGGACAUGUGAAGACACAGCUGAUAGCCCAUGACAAGGAGGUGUACGACAUAGCCUUCUCGCGGGCAGGCGGUGGCCGGGAUAUGUUUGCCUCGGUGGGGGCCGAUGGAUCCGUGCGCAUGUUUGAUUUGCGGCAUUUGGAGCACUCGACCAUUAUAUAUGAGGAUCCAGCACACACGGCGCUCCUGCGGUUGGCCUGGAAUAAACAGGAUCCGAACUAUUUAGCCACUGUUGCCAUGGACUCGUGCGAAGUUAUUAUUUUAGAUGUUCGUGUUCCUUGUACACCCGUUGCAAGACUGAGCAAUCACAGAGCGUGCGUCAACGGUAUUGCGUGGGCGCCGCAUAGUUCCUGUCACAUAUGCACUGCCGGUGAUGAUCACCAAGCACUGAUCUGGGAUAUACAACAAAUGCCACGCGCAAUCGAGGAUCCAAUUUUAGCCUAUACAGCUGCCGAGGGCGAAGUCAAUCAGAUCCAAUGGGGCGCCACACAGCCCGACUGGAUAGCCAUUUGCUACAACAAAGCGUGCGAGAUCCUCAGGGUUUAAGAGUCAAUUUUUAUUUAUUUAUAUAUGUAUUUUAAUUUCUCCCCCCUCUGUGUCGGCUGAGUAACGCACACAGAACCCACACACCGCGAACACAUAGACACCUCUUUGCUGUUGUUUAUCCUCCUUUUUUUCCUUAGAAGAAGUUGAGCUUGAGUUUCAUUUUCGUUGUGUCUUGUGGAGAGUAGGGAGGAGGAGCAUGAGGCAGGUUAGGGAGAUGGCAAAGGCGACGGAGCAUGUAUUUUAGAGACAUCUUAGCUUAGUACACACACACACACACAAGUAUAUAUAUAUAUAAGUCUAAAGGUAUAACCAAACUAUGUAUUUCUAUAAUUAUGCAUGUAGUUUAUUUCACACACUGACAACGGCAACAAAGGAAAAACAAAAGAAAAGCUAAUGAACCCCGCAGAAUCGAUUUGAGGCGCUCCUUUAAUUUAUUUUAAACAAAAAGAUUUCAGAAACAAUGAUCCUACCUCGUUUUUUGUAA
Molecule: messenger RNA, 1807 nt
Organism: Drosophila serrata
Lineage: Eukaryota; Metazoa; Arthropoda; Insecta; Diptera; Drosophilidae
Gene: wap
Product: DDB1 and CUL4 associated factor wap
Molecular function (GO): protein binding
Source: RefSeq, a predicted model, not a curated record